Messenger RNA from Mus caroli (Ryukyu mouse), 2400 nucleotides. It is a transcript of the gene Nudt15, whose product is annotated as nudix hydrolase 15. Gene Ontology annotation, molecular function: 8-oxo-7,8-dihydrodeoxyguanosine triphosphate pyrophosphatase activity. NCBI's taxonomy places the organism in Eukaryota, Metazoa, Chordata, Mammalia, Rodentia, Muridae. Gene Ontology annotation, cellular component: cytosol. The record is from RefSeq and is a predicted model, not a curated record. Gene Ontology annotation, biological process: dGTP catabolic process.
GCGACAGGUGAUUUGUGAGACACAACACUCAGCGAGCAAUCAGCGAGGCUCCUGCCGGUUCCCGUACAGCUUCAACGUCACUUCCGGGGUCAGCCAAAUGCUAUGGCCGCUAACGCGGAGCCGAGGCGGCGGCCAGGAGUUGGGGUCGGCGUGGUGGUGCUGAGCUGCGAGCAUCCUCGCUGCGUCCUUCUGGGAAAAAGGAAAGGGUCGUUCGGAGCCGGCAGUUUCCAGCUUCCUGGGGGCCAUUUGGAAUUCGGUGAGACCUGGGAAGAAUGCGCUCAGAGAGAAACCUGGGAAGAAGCUGGGCUUCACCUGAAAAAUGUGCGCUUUGCCUCCGUGGUAAAUUCUUUUGUUGAGAAGGAGAAUUACCAUUAUGUUACCAUAUUAAUGAAAGGAGAGGUGGAUAUGACUCAUGGUUCGGAGCCGAGGAAUAUGGAGCCUGAAAAGAAUGAAAGUUGGCAGUGGGUUCCAUGGGAAGCAUUUCCUCCUUUAGACCAGCUUUUCUGGGCUCUCCGCUGUCUAAAAGAGCAAGGUUAUGACCCAUUUAAAGAGGACCUGAACCACCUGGAAGGGUACCGAGGAGAGCACCUUGAAAGGACCAUGAAGACUCCUUGAUUAAAAACAAAAUCUUCAGGAAAUGAAAAAUUCUGUUUCAGGACAACUUGAUUUUAUCCAUAGAGCCGCGUGGUCACCAGUUUAUCAGCAGUCCCCUGAUGUAACUCAAGAGCCUUAAGAAACUUCCUGGGGUGUGACGCCGAAUUGUCCUGGAGGCAUAGAGUAAGGUGUGUAAGGAGCUUGUGGUUCUUUAUCUGCACUUCUGCGUGGUUUCCGCUGUCCGCUGCAUGGAGGCGAGCGUAAUAGAUUGCCUUGUGCUAGUUCAAACAGAGGUCGGAACUCAAAUGUGGCCAUUCAAGUUUAAAAGCAAGGCACCUACUGCUAAAUUCAUCAAGCUUGAUGUUUUCCUUUUCCCUUUCAGCCACUUGAAAAGAACUUUUAAAUGACAAUUCAUGUAACUAGAGAGCUUAUGAAAAGCAGUAGGCUGUGUUCCCCUGGUGUCUGAGAGACCCCAUGGUAAGUGUGAGAGUUAGUAUGGCUCUUGCCACUAACGGCCAGGUCCUCUGCAUCUCCCUUUCACGGCCUGAGACUGGGGUGCUUGUGUGCUGGGAUCACACAGAGCAGUGCAACGAAUCACCUACUGGGGGGCAGGGGGCUCCCAGAGGUCAGGAACUCCAGAACAUCACAGCCAAAGGUUGGUUGGCUGCUUUCUUCCCCUAGCAAAUUGUAAACUUUUACUGUGAGAGAUUGAACAGUGAAAUGUCUCACAGAACAGCAUUGUGUGCUGUCUGCUGUCAAAGCCGAGGGUGUUCUGGCUUGAGAGGGGACUUGGGGUUUAAGAGAAUCGUGUUCUUGGCCUGAGGACCGCAUUGUGCUUAGCUAACGUUAACAGCCCAUUCAUGCCGAUCAGCAGCCAGGCUUGGGUUGCAUGGACCCUCAUCUUUCUCUGGUCAGGCACAGCAUAGUUUUCUGGCUGAUGUAGUUUCUGUUACUGAGCAGUGACUGGCCCUUCUGCUGUACAGGCUCCUGCUGAGCUCUUCAUGUGAGGUGGUUUCUCACCAGUGCCAUCUCUGUCCUGCACAGGUGCCAAGUGAGCCCUUUAUCCUUUACUUGUGGGCCCUGUUCUUUACCCAGUAUUCCUGUUUCACGUGGGUCAAUUUUUGAUCAAAAACAUCAAAGAUAGUUGGCAAGUGCUGGCCACACCUCCGGUGCACAGCCCAGGCAGAUGGUUGAUGUCAGCUGUGCCUGCACAGCCCAGAGUUGUUUAUAAUGGCCAGAUAUCACUAAUUUCUUCAUUUAAUCUCAUAUAUCUCAGGCUGGCUUCCGGGUCACUUUGUAGCUAAGGAUAACCUUGAACUUCCAGUCCUGCCUCAGCUGCCCUGAUGCUGAUUUAAGCUACACCCCCCCCCCGCCCCCCAUCUCCAAGUGUGCACAGUAGUUGCCUGUGUGUGGCUGGUGCAUCGUUAGUUUCCUGGGUUACUGUGUUUCAGUACUUAGGGUUGACACAUGACAGGCAAGUGCCAUAACAGACUAAAUGCAGAGGCAGUUAGAGAAGCCAGCUUCCUUCUGUCAGGUCAGACAUUGAAGAGACUUGCCAAAAUCUAAAAUGACUUUCUCAAUGAAGAGGUCAUAAAAACUAUGUUAACAUGUACCUGGUUUUUACUAUAUGGUCAAUAAACUUCCCUAACUUUAAUUUCUAGCAUUAAAUAUUAUUUCAUAGCUUACAAAAAUAAAAUCUGACUUUAAGGUUUUAUAAAGGCACCCAAACCUAAGGAGGAGCUGGACAUUAGCUCAGUGGUAGGGCACCUGCUACGCUUGGUUCAGUCCUCAUCUCCAAGAUAAAAA